This is a messenger RNA of Arachis stenosperma, 2638 nucleotides long. RefSeq names its product peptidyl-prolyl cis-trans isomerase CYP63. The coding region runs from base 223 to 2220 and encodes 665 amino acids. Gene Ontology annotation, biological process: protein folding; protein peptidyl-prolyl isomerization. Gene Ontology annotation, molecular function: peptidyl-prolyl cis-trans isomerase activity. NCBI's taxonomy places the organism in Eukaryota, Viridiplantae, Streptophyta, Magnoliopsida, Fabales, Fabaceae. The transcript has 14 exons. The record is from RefSeq and is a predicted model, not a curated record.
UUUGUCCCCAAUCUACAGUGAAAGCAGCUCAGCUCAAUUGCGAAAGAAAGAAUCUCCUUUUCUUUUGUUACUGAGCAGAGACCGUUCUUGUCUCCAUUCUUGAUUCCUUCACGCUGAACAACAUGAGCAUGGAGUGACUUUUGUGACACACCUCUUUGGAACGUUUCUUCUGAGUUGUGAUUGUUGUCUUACACUAACGUGAUCCGGACUUGUACUCUUAGCAUGGUGAUGGGUUUGGAAAAGGAUCCUCGUGUGUUUUUAGAUGUCUCAAUUGGUGGGGACCCUGUGGAAAGAAUUGUAAUACAGCUUUUUGCUGGUGUUGUUCCCAAGACAGCUGAGAAUUUUCGGGCACUCUGUACAGGGGAGAAGGGCAUUGGGGCAUCCACGGCGAAACCUUUGCAUUAUAAAGGGACAAGUUUUCAUCGAAUAAUUAAAGGUUUUAUGGCUCAAGGUGGUGAUUUUUCAAGGGGCAAUGGCACUGGUGGGGAAAGUAUAUAUGGAGGAAAAUUUGCAGAUGAAAAUUUCAAACUAUCACAUGAUGGACCUGGUGUUCUUUCCAUGGCUAAUAGUGGAGCUAACACAAAUGGGUCUCAGUUCUUUAUUACCUUUAAGCGCCAACCACAUCUUGAUGGUAAACACGUUGUUUUUGGGAAAGUUGUCAUGGGAAUGGACAUCCUGAAGAAAAUUGAGCUGGUGGGAUCUUCUGAUGGGAAACCUGUUCAGCCUGUCAAAAUUAUUGAUUGUGGUGAAGUUUCGGAGACAAAAGUCCAGCAUGCUGUUGAGAAGGACAAGGGGAAAAAGAGAAAAUCAGGGAAAUCUGUAUCUCCUGAUGAUGGUUCUGCCAAAAGAUCAAGGGGUAGAAGGAAAAAAACUUCAAAAGAUACUAAGAGAAGGAAGAAGAGAUACUCAACAUCAGAUAGUGAUAGUAGUAGCAGUGACAGUUAUUCCUCAGAUUCUGAAUCAGAUUCAGAUUCUGAAUCAGAUCCAUCCCAUUCUGAUUCAAGUUCCUCUAGCUAUGGAAAGCAUCGGAAGAGGAAGGUGGAUAAGCGCAAGCAUGAGAAGAAGAGGAGAAAGGGACAAAAGCAUAGAAGGCGCCAGCACACUAGAAGUAGAAGAUCAAGACACAAGUCCAAAUGGAGUUCAGAGGAUUCAAGUGAUACAGAAAGUGAAAGUUCUAGUGCUAGUGGCAGUAGUUCUGGCAAGGAAAAGGCUGAUCGUCGUGGCUCUAGAUCUAAAGCACUUGCUGACAAUAAACCACAAAGGAAUUUAGACACAGGAAAGCAAUCUUCUAGUCCCCCUAUAAAAAGUAAAAGUAUUUCAGAACAAGGGAUGGAUACUAAGGCUAGAAGAACUGUGGACAAGGAAUCACAUGAAGAAGGUGAACUGUCUCCGGAAAAUGAUGAACUUCUGAAUAAUGGGCAUGAUACUCGGGCCAAACUUAGUAAACCUUCUAAGCAACAGACCUAUUUAGAUGAUUCAGAUCAGAAUAGAGGUGCAAGUCCUGGAAGAGGUCCUGCUGGGAAGUCUGGGGAGCUAAACCAGGGACACAGUGUAUUGGCUAGUCCUGGUCAAAAAGCAUCUGAACCAGCAUCUAAAACCCAGGGCUUUUCGAAAAGUCCUUCCCCACAUGGUAUGCCUAAGCGUAUAAAAAAAGGACGUGGCUUUACAGAGCGCUAUGCCUUUGCACGCAGAUAUCGUACUCCAUCUCCUGAACGUUCUCCCCCUGCAUAUCGUUAUGGCGAUAGAAAUAUUAGAAGGAACUUUGACAGAAACUCAAGCUACAGAAGAUAUUCUGAGCGCUCCCCUCCAAGACGUUUCCGGAGCCCACCAAGGGGUGGAAACCGUCCAAGAUACCAAAAUAGAAGAAGUCGAAGUAGGAGCAUCUCUCGCAGUCCAGUGCGUGGCCAUUUUAGAGACCAUGGUCGCAGCCAGAGUCCAGUACGUAGUCCUAGUCCUGAAGACAGGAGGCCUCCAAUAAGUGACAGAUUGAAAUCCCGACUUGGUCCUCGUAAUGAUCUACCCUCUCCGGACAAAGGCAGGUCAAGGUCCAAUUCCAGGAGUAACAGAUCUUCUAGUUCCAGAUCACCUGAUGCGACGCCACCAAAAGGACGACAUGAUAAAAGGACAUCAUCUCGAAGCAGGUCUAGAUCAAGCUCACUGUCUGGACAAAAGGGGUUAGUUUCUUAUGGAGAUGCAAGUCCUGAUUCUGGGGCAACGUAGGUAUGGUGCUAGUAGUAAAUCUCAAGCCUUGACAGGAGCUAAAAUUGCUAUACAUCCUAUAAAAAUAUCCAGUUGGUGGGAAAUGUGGCCAUAAUUUUUGUCUGCUUAUUCAUCCGCUUGUCCUUAGUUGAAUUAGGAUGUUAAACCUGUAGAGCCUAUUUUAAGUGUUACCAUUUAACUUUAAACCAAGUCACCAAGUCUCCUGAAGCCGUUUAGUUCAAAGUAGGUUGUUGGGGCCAAAACUUUUAAGAGACGCCUCUUAAACUGGUUCCAAUUGUACAUUAUCUUAAGCUGGCAUUGUUGUGCUCAUUAUUUUCUUGAGAAUAAUUUGUGAACAUGAUAACAUCUCUCCCUUUGUUUCUGACGUGUCAUAUUUUGGUUGUGAAAUGUUAAGUCAUUGGUGUUCUACCUCACUCUU